Molecule: messenger RNA, 1741 nt
Organism: Gastrolobium bilobum
Lineage: Eukaryota; Viridiplantae; Streptophyta; Magnoliopsida; Fabales; Fabaceae
Exons: 2
Coding region: 466-1542 (358 amino acids)
Source: RefSeq, a predicted model, not a curated record
AAUUUUCCCGAGAAAAUUUCUGACCUAUUUCUUACCCAUGCACCAUUCCUGAACCUUCCAUAAAUUUCAUUCAGCUCUUCCGGGCGCACUCUGCAAAUUACAAUCCCAGAAAAAAAAAACAGGAAUUCUCCAUUUCGUUCCCACGAAUUCUUUCUCUAAUUUUCUAGUUUCAUGCCACAAUUCUCUUUAUUUUUCUCAACAAAAAAAAAAUCUUUCAUUUUUCUGAGAAAAUUCCCGACCUAUUGCUUGUCUAUACACCAUUAACCCAUUCGAUCCUUUCAUUUUACUUCCUCUUCUUCAGGCAAAGUCUCCUACUUUCCCGAGAAAAUUCCCACCCUAGAAAAAUAAAAUUAAAAAUUCGGAAAAUUCAUUCUCUGUCUCGGAAACCUUUUUAUCUGAUUUUGUAGAUUUUGAUGCUGUAAUCUUGAAGGAAAAAAUAAGGUUAUAAUAAAAAGUGUGUUUGAAAUGGAAGGUCGCCGGAGGGUAACACUUCAUGAUCAAAUGUCAGCAUCAGACACGCUAGCCGGAUUGAGCCUUGACGACAUCUUAGGCAACCAGAAAAGACCACACGCAGCGCCGCCGCCGCCGCAGCAACAGCUCCCAAAGAGCCGAACCCUCCUAGACAUCAUCAGAGAAGACGAGACCAACAAGAAGGACCGCAGAUCUUGGAAAGCCUUCAAGGACAAGCUUCGGCUCAAGCGCGCCGGCUCUGCUUGGACAUCGUCAAUUCAUAUUCCGACUUCGGAUAUCCCAGUCCCUCACCCAAACAGCAGAAGCUUUUCCCAGUACGGUCGUCGAAACUCGGUCCGCCACCAGACUCACCCCGACUCGGACACGUCAACUCAGUACAUGGCUCACCAAGUGGAAGACCUCGACCCGACGGAGGACUCCGAUUCACCGGCAACGGCGCCAGCCACAAGGCCUCAGUUCACUCGCGGUAGCUCUACACGUUACAGGUCACCGCUCGACACGCCUUUCGCCGGCGACUCCUCCGACAACGUCCCCGCCGGCGGCGUUCUCCGGCCGCAGCUAUCUCGGCGGAACUCCACCACCCUGCAAACGGAGCCGUUCCGGCGAGGCCGCGUGGUGACUUUCCGGGACAGCUUCGACGACGACGAACCCGACGACGGCAGCAGGCUCCCGGAGACAGGGAGGGCGCUGUCGGCAAGGGAGGCGGUGGCGGCGCAGGAGGCAGCGGAAGCUGCGGCGGCAGCAGAGGCGGAGGAGGCGGGUGAGGCUCCGGUGAUGAUGUCGCUGAUGGAUUUGCUGGAGGAAACUGAUAGGGAAAUGGGGCUUGAAGGGUCAAGGUAUAUAUUGAGUGAUGACGAAGAUUUUGAUGAAGAAGAAGGUGGGGAAGCUGAAGAGGAAGGAGAAGGUGUAAUGGAAUACACAUGCUGUGUUUGCAUGGUGAGGCAUAAGGCUGCUGCUUUUAUACCUUGUGGCCACACUUUCUGCAGGAUGUGUUCAAGGGAGCUUAUGGUCAGUAGGGGCAAUUGCCCACUCUGCAACAAUUUCAUUUUGGAGAUUCUUGACAUUUUCUGAUUUUUUUUAUUUUUUUAUUUUUUUAAUAUUCAAGUUCUGGGUUCUCUCUUUGUUUGUGUUGGGAACUUUUUUUUGUUUUUUGUUUUUCAAAAUUUGUAUUUGUUAUUGUUGAUAUUAUGUUAUUGGCUUUUUUUUUUUUUAUUCUUUUGUGCAGUUCUGGGGUGUGAAUAAGAGUGUGGAUGAUGAUUUCUUACUGUUU